ACUUGUGCCUUUUCAAAGAUGGGCCAGAGAAGUGGGAAAAUGGGGAAAUAGACAGUGUCAACGAUGGUGCGGAGCAUCUCCGCAUCCUUGAGCUUCUCUUUCUCUCGCUCCUUCACCAUAGCACAUAGCGAACGAAGUCGGUCAAGGUCCUUGUAGAGCAACUCGCCAAAUUCAAUGCGACGCUGUAGGCGCUUGUGGCCAGUGACGCCCAUCGCCACGUAAUCUCUGCGUGUCAUCUCCAUUGAUGAAAAGGUUUCAAGCUGAAGUUGGAGCCGCUUCAGAAGGGCGGCACCUCGUCUUGCCUCCCGCUUGAGGGUCCAGUACUUGCAUGCCUCCUCGGCGUAGUGCUUGCGGCCGCGGACGGUGAAUCUUCCAAGAGCGGCAACGACAGAGUCGAGAACUACUUGGGGGAUGACGGGGGCACCCGAGGGCAACUUCCAGAUUGUUUUGGGAACCCGUUUGCGUUUGUUGCCACCAACAGUCAAAGUGAUACGAGGGGUAAGGGUCCGAUCUUCUUCCCCAUCUUCUGCGUGUGAAGGUCCCAACGACAACGCCGCCGCCUGGCUAUCACCCCACCGUCUACCCUGCAUAGUGUUGCGGUAGAAUUCUAUCGCAUCGGCAGUCGCAGCAUCAGUGCCAUGCUCCAAACGCCACUCUGGCGGUACAUGCUUGUCACAAAAGGCUUUGAGAAGAUGUGAGUCCAUGAGCCCGUGCCCUAUCUUCAUCUUGAGAUACAGCUGAGCUCGUCGCGCGCAUGACACGUGGAACGCAACGAAGCAGUUUUUGUUGCUGCAUUGGAUUGAAGCUCCCAUCUUUUGCUUGCAGAUGUAGCAAAGUAACUUCCAGCGGCUGCGUGGCACUUUCUCAACAUCGGUGACUGGUUCCAUCAGAGAUGGGUUCCCAAUGGAGACCUCUGGGAUCCAAAUGGAACAAAGCAGGUGAGCCCAUUUCGAUGAAGUGGUCUGUUUGAAUGCGCCCUCGAUGUUUGGGCAGAAGAUACAGUUGGUGGUCCCGCGGCCCAGAAGCUGACAUUUGCGGCACAGCCAUUGACCCUCUGGAAUGAAAGGAACGCCAUAACACUCCUGAUGAACGGCCAAGUCACAGCCAUCGCAGAAAACAAUCGCGUUCGAGUUUUCACAAUCGCCGUCAUCGCAGAUGGCACAUUUGCUAUCCUGUUCCUCGCCCGGUCCAGCAGUUUCGCCAUUCACUGCAGCCGCAGAGCUGGAGCGCGGCCGCUGCGUCUGCGGCGGCUUGGGAUUUGGCUUCGGGAUUCGCUUUUCGAGCGCAUGCCACUCCUUUUCAAUUUUGGUCAUAGUGAUCUCAAAGAUAGCAGGCUUGAUGGGCUCCAGCUGAUCUUCUCGACGCUUGGCGUUAAAUUCGUCCAGCCAUUUCUCGUCCUGCUCAUCCAUAUCAUACUCGACCCGCCCGAUUGACGCAUUAACGUCACCCUCGGUAACGGCAGGCUGAAUGAUAUCCAUGUCGUCUUCUUGCGCACCCUCGGCCAUACGGAUGAAGCGUCUAUCAUGGCGAAUGAACAAAUCACUCUCCUGAUAUCCAACACUGGCCAUUGUGCGAUCGACAUAGUUCUGCUGACCAACGCCUUUCUUCUCAUAAAAGGUGAAAGGAUCCUUCAGGCGGAAUGUCGGCUUCGGCAGAGUCAACUUCUCCCGAGGAUUCGGACCCGGCGGCGGAAUCACCUUUGGCCCUUGUUGUUGCGCAAGUAGCGCAUUGAGAAUAGCCUCGGGACGGCGCGGUGGACGUCCAGGUCUACGCUUGAAGGGAAUUGGCGAGGCCAAGUCGGCGGAAUGAAUCAUGGGAGUGCCCGAGUUAUCCUGGACACUGGCAGCUGCAAUAGAUUCCAGUGUCAGGGAAUUGACAGCAGGAUCGACUGUGUCUACCUCCGCUGAGGUGAAAACAGCAAGCCUGCCAUCGAUGUCUAGAUCGGGGUGGAACUCUUCCCAACCCCGCUCCUCACGCGGUUUGUAUCCAUCGCCUUGUUGCAGAGCCAGGGCUGCGGCUGUUGACGAGGUGAAACGACCUCGGUUCUCUCUCUUAUCUCUUCUUGGACGCGUCACGGAGGGUGGUGUGAUGGGCACAGGGGGUGGUGGUGGCGGAGCGAGGGUUGACUGUUCGAUGUCGCGCGCGGCGGGACGGCUUCGUGAACUGGCGGAAUGACGUCGGUGAGAACCAGAGGAUAUUUUCUUUGGUGUCGUCUCUUGCUGUUGUUGUUGUUGUUGUUGUUGCUGCUGCUGCUGCGCAGCUUCGAGAUCGACAAAUCUUCCACCACCUCCAGGUCCUCCAGGCACGUACUUGCGCUUCUUCAAAGGAGGGCCUUCUGGGGAAUCUACGGCGCUGCGCGAGGAUUUCAAGGAUGACUUUGGCUGAGAUGAUCUUGACGGACGCCCGGGAAGAGAAUGUCUAGACAUAGGCGCCAUCGUUCCCAUUUAGCAUGGGAAGCUCUCUGGAUGCUGAUCGAUGUCGGGUGGAUGGCAGUCGACACGUCAGGUCGCAGAUCGCGAGGUUCAGGGGUGGCGAGGCGCCCGGACGGGGAACACUCGAAAGAAGUAGAAGGAUGGAAGCCCCAGGCGACCGGGUAUUAAGAAAGUCGAGGGACUAGAAACGAAGGGCUGCCCGAUCCAGUGAAGCUCUCUCUGGUGAUCGGAGUUGAUCCAAGUGUUUUGUUAUCUGGUUCAAGGCGGAGACGUUGCACGCCUCAGGCGCCGAAAUUCUUCCCGCUGCGCGGACUUGGCCACAGCUUCCCCGCAUGCUCCUUAGCUUUGGAUCCCCUUUGAUCACGUUCCCUUUCAACCCUUACAGCUAACUACAAAUACGAUGAGUGGUGCCGGUGAAGACAGAUGGCGCGGGCCAGCUCGCCAGUCAUCACAACGCCAGUCAGGCAACGGAAACCGCGAUAAAACAGGAGGACAAGGUGGUCCUCGUGGUGGUAACUCAUCCUGGGGCUCUUCUAGCCCAGCACAGGACCAGCAUGUGCCAGUUCGGGGAUUCAAUGCCGCCGAGGUCAAGAAUGUUCUGAAGAAAGGGCCCAAUGAACCGAAAGCACCCUUCUACAAGCCCGCUGGCAAGGACACGAACAACCAGCGAUCAGGUGGCCCAUGGGGCUCGAAAUCAAACACAAUGGCAAACGGAAAGGACUUUUUCAUCGAGCUCCGCAAGCAAGUCGCCUCUCUCCAGCGUGGAGGUCCUCCUGUCGGCGGUUGA
Molecule: messenger RNA, 3219 nt
Organism: Penicillium brasilianum
Lineage: Eukaryota; Fungi; Ascomycota; Eurotiomycetes; Eurotiales; Aspergillaceae
Source: the annotation of a GenBank genome assembly